CCAAUGGGCGCGGAGGACGCCGGGGGGGACACGGCCAAGGUGACGCUGCCCACAGAGCCGCCGCCGCCGCCGGCCCGAGCGGACCCCGCGCAGAUCCAGCACCAUGCAGGCUCCCGUGGCUCUCCUCGGCUCCCCAGCGCUGUUCCGCUGCUGCUCCAGGGCUCUGGCCAGGCCCGUGUCCGUGGCUGUGUUCAGCAGGCCUGAGGAGAGCGCGCAGGUGUCGCUGGCCGCGCCGCAGCCCCGGCGGCAGUUCCGCAGCUCGCCGCUCUCCCGGGACAUCGACACGGCCGCCAAGUUCAUCGGGGCCGGCGCCGCCACCGUGGGCGUGGCGGGCUCGGGGGCGGGGAUCGGCACCGUGUUCGGGAGCCUCAUCAUCGGAUACGCCAGGAACCCGUCCCUGAAGCAGCAGCUCUUCUCGUACGCCAUCCUGGGCUUCGCGCUGUCCGAGGCCAUGGGGCUCUUCUGUCUGAUGGUGGCAUUCCUCAUCCUCUUCGCCAUGUGACAUCCCUGGGGACAGCCCCUGCUGCUGCUCCCGCUCUCCUGCCAGUAAACCACGGAUUUCUCUACGGAA
Melospiza melodia melodia is the source of this 571-nucleotide messenger RNA. RefSeq names its product ATP synthase F(0) complex subunit C1, mitochondrial-like. The transcript is spliced from 5 exons. Gene Ontology annotation, molecular function: proton transmembrane transporter activity. Gene Ontology annotation, biological process: proton transmembrane transport; proton motive force-driven ATP synthesis. Bases 104 to 502 code for a protein of 132 amino acids. Lineage: Eukaryota; Metazoa; Chordata; Aves; Passeriformes; Passerellidae. The record is from RefSeq and is a predicted model, not a curated record.